Messenger RNA from Salarias fasciatus (jewelled blenny), 5258 nucleotides. RefSeq names its product SH2 domain-containing protein 3C-like. Gene Ontology annotation, biological process: small GTPase-mediated signal transduction; positive regulation of peptidyl-serine phosphorylation. Lineage: Eukaryota; Metazoa; Chordata; Actinopteri; Blenniiformes; Blenniidae. Gene Ontology annotation, molecular function: phosphotyrosine residue binding; guanyl-nucleotide exchange factor activity. The coding region runs from base 93 to 2972 and encodes 959 amino acids. The transcript has 16 exons. The record is from RefSeq and is a predicted model, not a curated record.
CUUUCCUCACUGACUUCCGUUCAUUCUUAGUAAGACUGCAAGCUUUUCUCAGGUGAUCAGCUUAUCGCCCAUAUCUGCAACUGAACGACAACAUGAGCCUGCGGAAACUAGGUCUGAAAUGGUUUGGCAGCCUAACCAACCUCACGUUUCGCCGCUCGACCGAGAGAUCAGACUCAAAGUCCUGGAAGGGGAAGUCUGGUGCUGAAGCAGGAAGCGCACCAGGAGAUGACCCUGAAUGCUGUCCCACCGCGGCAGCCGCCCUGAGUCCAGUCGCCGAGACCACGGUGGACGACAUGGGGGCCAUGCGUCCUCGCACUGCCAGCUACGUACGCUCCAGCGAGAGCUACACGCAUGUGGGAACAUUGCCUCGGCUUUCAAUAAAGAAGAAGGACAAGAAUAACAAAGAAUGCACCGGCAGCAAAAAAACUAAACACAAGAGUGGCAUCAGCAGAAGUCAAAGCCAGCGGCCUCUGGAGAGCCAAAGCCAGGGGUGCCUGAGACACACACGUGUCUCAGUGAAAGCAGAAAACCAUCAGGAUGCAUGUAAACCUGACAACGAUCUCGACCCAGACCCCAAAACUGACCCCAAGAGUCUCCUUGAACCUGAGAGAGAAGAUAAUCCAUCAAACAGCCCAAACAUCGAGUCUGGUUCCACGGCUGCUUCUGGUAAUAUGUCGCCAUCUGGUGGCUCCAGUGUGGAACUACAACCAGAGACCCAGACAGGCUUCAGCCCUGAAUUAAUAAAGCAAACAUCAUCUGAUCCACUGAUGCAAGAGAUUAACCAAACCCAUCACGAGGAUCAGCCACUGGAGUCUGGAGGUGAAGUGAAGGAAGAAUCCUGCAGCACAGACCUGAAUGAGGGAGCAGAGAAAGGAGACCAUGCCUCCAAUAGCCCCAUGGAUUAUCAGGCAGAAUACGUCCAGUUCUCCAAGGAGAAGUAUCUGCUGGAGUCUCCUCCUGAGAAACUUCGCAAGGAGCUGGAGGAGGAGCUGAAACUGAGCCCGGCUGACAUCAGGAGCCAUGGCUGGUACCAUGGCCACAUUCCCAGAGAGGUGUCAGAGACUCUGGUUGUGCGUAACGGUGACUUCCUGGUUCGGGACUCGCUGACCAGCGUCGGGGACUAUGUCCUGACCUGCCGGUGGGAUAAUGAGGUGCUGCACUUCAAGAUCAGCAAAGUUUUGGUCAAAUCCAAUGAGACAAAGGUGCAGUAUAUGUUGGAGUCCGACAGCUUCGACUCGGUCCAGGAGCUGGUGCGGUUUUACAUCGGCCAGCGCAAACCGGUCUCCCAGUCCAGCACCGUCCACAUCUACUGUCCGGUCAGCAGGACCCUCCCCCUGCGCUACCUGGAGGCCACCUUCGCCCUCGCCAACAGCAAGCAAGGCUCCGCCUACUCGCCGUCCAGCCAGAGAGGGGCGUACAUCAAGAGGCGCAGCGUCACCAUGACGGACGGGCUGACCACUGAAAAGAUGAUACCUCACAGUGACUCAGACAGUCCCAGUCCAGUUGAGACUCCAGUGGCAGCACCAGAACCUGAGCCGGAUCCUGUUCCCCACUGCAGCCCAUCGACAAUCCACCACCAUAAAGAUGCAAUGCGAAACUGUGCGAUGAGCAUGGACCAGAUUCAGGAGUACCGCUGCCCUCUGUCCCCCGUCGGCGAGGCACAAAUAUCUCCUGCAUAUUGUGCGAUCACCAGACAGCGAGCGCACUCAGGUGGGCGGGUGUUGGCCGUCGUCCCCCCCUCGCCGGUGAUGCGCCGCUCCAGCGAUCCGCAGCUCAGCCCGUCAGCCGGCAGCAACCCCGCGGAGCACCCGGCGCACGGCUCCCACUCGGCGCACUCGUCGCCCGCCCACCAUCAGAGCUACCAGGCGCACUCUUCAGAAACCGCGGGGAGCUACUGCGACCUCAGGCCCUGCCCCGCCGGGCCGCCCAAACCCCCCACCAAGAGCUACGUGGAGCGACUGCGGGUGGAGGAAGGACGGCAGGAGGGCGCGAGAGAGGAGGGGGAGGGCGUGUUCAGCACUCCACAGGUGGAGACUGCUUCUUCCUUCAGGCCGGCCAGGUACGAGUCUUGCCUUAUGCCAGCUGAGAAUAAGCCCUUGGAGAUGUCUGUGCUGAAGCGAGUCAAGGAGCUGCUGGCCGAGGUGGACGCUCGGACUGCGGCGAAACACAUCACCAUGGCGGACUGCACGGUUGCUAGAAUAUUUGGUGUGACCGCUGAAGUGCAAAGGAUGAUGGGAGUGUCCUCAGGGCUGGAGUUACUGACACUACCGCAUGGACACCAGCUGAGGCUUGACCUGCUCGAGAGAUUUUACACCAUGUCCAUCAUGGUGGCCGUGGAUCUCCUGGGCUGCACCGGGAGCACAGAGGAGCGGGCGGCCCUGCUCCAUAAGACCAUCCAGUUAGCAGCAGAGUUAAAAAGCAAUAUGGGCAACAUGUUUGGGUUUGCUGCUGUGAUGAGAGCUCUGGAUCUUCCUCAGAUUUCCCGCCUUGAGCAGACGUGGGUCACUUUACGCCAGAGACACACAGAAGGCGCCAUCCUGUACGAAAAGAAACUGAAACCCUUCAUGAAAAAUAUGAAUGACGGCAAAGAAUCGAGCACCCUGUCCAACACGUCUUUCCCCCACAUCCUUCCCGUGCUGUCUUUGCUGGAGCGGGGCUUGGCUGUCGGGGAGACGCUGGAGCCCUGGGAGAGCGCCGAGGUGGGAGUGGAUGUGGUCAUGUACCACCUGGAGGCAGCUCGUACCAUCGCUCAUCAUGGCGGCAUCUACAGAAACAACACAGAGACCAAAUUGCAGGGUUUUCAGGAACGAGCGGAGAUACGCGAGAUCUUCCAGACAGAGUUCCAGAUGCGUCUGCUGUGGGGCAGCCGCGGCUCCGAGGGCAGCCAGUCGGAGCGUUACGAGAAGUUCGACAAGGUCCUCACCGCCCUGUCGCACAAGCUGGAGCCCCCCGUGCGCCACAGCGAGCUAUAGCCCCCGCCCCGAUGACGGGACUCUUGGCUUUGCACUUACCGCCCGGAGGUGGUAUGGUCUUGUUUUCCAUCGCGAGGGACAACGGACGAGAGUCCAGCCCGAACACUGACAGAAGCGAGGGGAGACGAAGAAGGCAGCUAAAAGAGGACAUUCAGCACGGAGCGAGAAUCCAAAUACGAGAGCCUCACUUGAAAACGUGUUGCACUCACUGUAGACUCAGAAUCCAGUUUCUUCUGUGGAACUUCGACGCUCACUGCUUAAAAUAUUUAAAAUGCAAAAAGGAGAGGAGAGAGGCGAAGUGGAACAGAUGGUAGGAGAGAGAACGGUGGUCAACUCUUCCAGUACAAGCGCCGACACGUGUACGGUGAGCCCGGAGGGCCGGACGGAGCCGGAGGAUCUGACUUUGCUCCUGCAAACCACAGAAAAGCAACUCCUGUCGCACACUGUAGCCGGAAAAACGACAAUAACCCCACAUAGCUCAUCUAUAGAUGUUUAGUCUGUGUGAGUGAGCGUGUGUGUGUGUGUGUGUGUGUUGCUCAGUCCAUUUACGUUCCUUCAUUUUUGUACAUCAUCAAUAUUUCUUGUUUUUUGUUUUUCAGUCCUGUUUAUUUGUCCCAAAUCGAAGAAUCUCCACUCAUUGCGGACAUUGCUACUUAAAACUGGUGAGGAUCUGUCAGUGCUCAUUGCGAGGGAGCCCUCGCUCAUAAAAUCUCAUUAAAUAUGUAUCGAACAGUCCCAUUGAAUCUCAUUAAAAAUGUAUCAGGCAUGCAUUAAUAAAUGUAUCAUAACGAAACAUUUGCAGAAGUAAUGCAUCGACUUCAGUGUGAGGGCUUUGUGAGUUGGUUAAAUUGUUAGAGACCAAAUUGCACAAAUUGUAGCUUGAAAACAGCAGACAAAAUGUGAAAUUUGCCCUCUGAAAUUGAGCUAAAGCAAUGUUUCACUUAGUGUAGAGGCGUUUCUGAUCAUGGUCUGGUCCGCUCUCAGGUUGAGCAUUCGAAGGAAUAUUUCAAAUGGAUCGAUGCAUGGAGCUGUAAAUGUUACACCAACUAAAAUGUUGCUUUAAUGAUCAUUUAAAUAGAAAGCUGUCAAACCGAAGAAAAACGUGCAACAGGCAUCUUUUAUAUUUUGAUUUUUUUUUUUUUUCUGUUGUCAGAUUGAGAAUUAUUAAAACUGACAGAGAUUGUCCUCUGAUUGUAUGUUCUCGCUUUAUGUUCCAGCAAUAGAGCUAAAAUUGCCAGAAUACUUUUUUUUUGUUUCAAGGAAUUGCUUUUUGGUUGACCGGUCAGUGUUACUACUGUUGCUGUAUUAAGAGCGUAGAAGCCUGAGAGGGCUGAAGCCAUCUGUCAGAGAUAUGCAAUCAUAUCAAUAAAGGGCUGACAUCCCCGAGGAGCAGACACCCAUCCAAGAUACUGUUGGAAUUUCAAUUUUUUGAAUUGUGGGUUUGCCUGGGAGCUUCAGGAGGGGCUCAUCAUUCUUUUUUAUUUUUCUUUUUUUAUUUUUGAGAAGAAACCUUGAUGAAAAGGUGUAAGCGGGUGGUAAAAUCUAAACAGUUUUUUAUUAAAACUCACAUUUUCAGAAAUGGAUUUACUGUGAAAGGAAACACAAAGAGGAAGACAAAGAGGCAGACAAUCUCACACUCUCGUUUAACCUCAAAUGCAUUCAUGGCAAAUAGGAAAAAUCCGGAGAACUCAGAGAUAGCCCAUGCAUACAAAAGAGGAACAUGAAGACACGGACCCUCCGAACUCCGAGAACCUGGGACGUAAACAAUACAGUGACGGCUGUGUAAAAUAUCAAACAGUUCUGAAAAUGUUACUUUCUUUGUCAAAGUUGCCCACUGGACAUCCUAAAAUUAACAUUUAUAAUUUUCCAGCAUAUUUUUUUUUCUUGUCUGGGUGUCAGCUGUUAAAGGUCAGAGUUCAAGGGAGCAAGGAUUCAUGUGCCACUUCAUGCUGUGGUCCAGCAGGGGGCGUGCUCUGGUCAGCAAAAAAGAAAAAAAAUCACUGAAUUGUAAAAUUGAAGUCUUGAAAUGAAGAAAGUGUGUGUUUUGAGACCAAGAGGAUGCCUACUGGUUUAGGUUUGAUUUCACUGAUGGAGAUGAUGGAGGGAUUUGUUUUUACUUGUCCUCUGCUGAGUGAUGUACAGAAAUGCUCCGACUUUCACAGAACUGUAUGAAAUGAGUUUGAAAAGCAGAAAAACGUGAAACGCUGAAAGACUGAUCUUGUGUUUUUUUUACGUACUGUACAUAGCAAUUCACUUUUUUUCAAAUAAAAUGAUUGCUUGUGUCAA